This is a messenger RNA of Klebsormidium nitens, 3267 nucleotides long. The record is from the annotation of a GenBank genome assembly. Lineage: Eukaryota; Viridiplantae; Streptophyta; Klebsormidiophyceae; Klebsormidiales; Klebsormidiaceae.
AUGAAGUCUGAUCCUGAGGUUACUGGCAACGUGGCUUUCACAGGAGUCCAUCACAUUGUCCAGCUGAGCAGGGGCCAGCAGACGGGGCCUCCAGCUCAGGUUGCUCCUGAGCAGGUGCAGCUGGUCCCACAGUGUCCGCGUGAGCCUGGGAAGACGCAACUUAUGGAUAGUGCACCAAGGUCAAGCGUGGAGCCACCUGUUGUGGAAGGGCCACGAAGGGGAAGUGUCGCAACAAAAGGGCGCCCAGGCCGCGUCGCCAGGCGGCACAUGAAGGCAAACGCCAGCCUGGUGGCAUCCCGCCAGGAGAACCAACUUCCCUCCAACCUCCGCCACAGAUCUUUGCUAGCUGAUGCCAACUUAAAGAACCAACACAACCUAGCUCCCUCCCAAUACUCCCGAUUCUAUGUUCCGCCUGAGGCCGGUGCGGGGGUGUUCAAUGCCUCAGGCUACACCUCCUUCCAUGGCGCCGCUCCUGAGCAUUUCCCCCCGGCGUUAGUUCCAAUGAUACUAAGUGGCUCGUUUCUUCCAACCGCAAAAGCCGUGCAAGUCAUCCGUGAUCGGGAGCGUAAUGCCAAGGGCCAGCCUCCCAGCCCCUCUGGUGCACAGCAAAGUGAAGCCACCCGCCCAGCGGUUGCACAGGGCGCAGUCCCGCUCCAGAGGUCGUCUUCAGCGACAACCCCGUCUCCUCAAGCCUUGCCAGCCCAGUCAGUCCCCUCUGCAGGGCCAGAUCUCCCAGUCCCUCAGCGCCCCCCUCUCUCGUCCAGGACGCGAGAUCCUGAUGACGAAACCUGGGGCUACCACACUGUACCCCAGCGUUUACUCAGAUUGAUGAGUUUUGGGAAACAAAGGCUUCUGGAGGAGCUGCGGAUGCACCAGCUCCCAAUGGACGAUGACGACAAGGAGCAGCGGUCUAGGUACCGGUGGCAGAAGAAGGAGCCGGAAACCAGGGGCCCGCUUAGCGAGGGGAACCGGCCAAGAGGGAUCUGGGGGCUUGAGGAAGUCCAAGCCCUCAUGAUUGAGAUCCUGGGGGAUGGAGGGUUAAACCUGUUUGGUCGGGACGGCAAACUCUUGACAGAGACGAAAACCGGUCAGCAUUACAAAACGCUCCAAACGAUGUUUGGAAAGGACGGUCGGGACUUGAUCGAAACCCUGCUUAGAUCAGACUUCAGCCGAAACCAAUGGGUUGUCAAGCUGGAGGCCAGGGCGGGACGGGGCGAGCAUUUUCUGCGUGCGGACUCGGUCGCAAGGCAGCUCAUCCGAUUCAUGGAUAAGCUGCUGUACCACAUGGAGGCCAGAGAUGCGCAACCCUCCCUCGAGGCUGGAGAUUGGCGUGUGCAACUGUCGGACGUCCACAAGAGGUUCAUCCAGAGCAGACUUGGCGAGCUGAUCGAGGAGGUUGCUCCAGAGGACCGAAAGUACCCUUCAGAGGAGAUUAGGUACACGCACUUUGAUGCCUUCGUGCGGGAGCAUCGGCAGGCCCUCCCCGUAAACAUUACGGCGGCCUACUUGCGUACGUACGUGCUGACGCUCGUGGACCAGGAAUUGCCCCUGGAGGUGUGGGCCGAGCAAACCAUGCGGUGCAAAAUCGCGUUGGACAAGGCAUCGGAGCGGAAUGGCCGGCAUCUAUCGCGGAGCUGGGCGCACCCGACACCUGAGCAGCUCGCCAACAUCGUGCGGAUGUUCAAGCGGGGCCAUCCGCUGCGUCGAGAAGAUCGCCGACUCAGGUUUGCCUUGGCGGCGGCCAACGAGUUCAGCGACCACUUUGGCCUCUCCGUUGCGUCGAUAGACAAGAUCGUCGACGGGAAGGGAUCCGCAGGCUACCGGAUCUACCUUCCGAAGUACCGCGAAUUCCUGGCGCAGUACGAAGCGGACCCGGACGGGUUCUACCUGACAUUCGAGAUGGUGCAGCUAAUGGGCAACAUCCAGCUCUCCAUCCUCUUUGACAAUCUCGCAAAGGCAGAAGCCGACUUCCGGCUGUACGCCGCUUACAUAGUAGAGGUGGGGCAGUUCGUCCCAGAGCGGUACGCGAAGUACUUCAACUUCCCCACCCUCGAGGCCGCUGAAGCCGACGUCGAGAAGUACAUGGCAGCGUCAAGGAAGGUAGUAGAAGGGAAUGUCGACGACUGCAUGGGAGAGAACUCUUGGUUCGCCCGCCAGAUGAAGCACCGGCAGGGGGACAAGACGAAAACCAAGGGCCGGCAGCUUCGUGCCCACCCGCGCGGCGAAGAUUGCCAGCGCGUGGCAGGCCCGGGGCUUCAAUCGGGCGCCCUUGCGCGCAAGGCUGGGGUUCAUGAACUACUGGGUCAUGGACGGGUGAAGUCUCUGGCUUACCUGAUCCCUGGGGAGAGCGGCAGCUUCCGCGACCCUCUGGAACUAAAGUCGCUCGAGAUUCUGGGGCAAGAUACAGAUGGUAAUCUGCUCGAGGCGAGCUCGGAAGAAGAGGGGUCAGGGGGGCGGUCGGGACAGGACUCAGGCGGAGAGAGGGAAGGUGGUGAUCGGAGAGAGGGAGUGUCGCGAGUUCACCCAGCAGUGGCCAGCGGGAGAGCGGAGCCGGGGUCGCCAGUAGUCCCCCCGCUUCCAUUCAAAGGCUUGCACGGUUCCUGGGGGUCCGUCGGCAGGGUCCUGGACGACUUGACGGCAGACAGACCGCCCCCAUCUCCGCGGUACAGGCGCCGAGGCCUCACCAUAGACGGCGCUCCCCCCGUUCUCGCGAACCUCAGGUCCACCGGGGUCGGUCCAUCGAGGGACGAUGCUGAACAAGGGUGUGCUGCCGCUGGCCCCUCUCAUGCAGGCGGUGAAACUUCCGGUGCAGCGCCCCGCCCACGCGCUCGCCGCACCGCAGCCUCGGGUCUCCACGCUCGCGGGCUCACAGAAGCCACCUCCGCCCCUGCCCGUCCUCAAACGGACGUUGCUUCAGGGAGUGCCCGGCUUACUUCCGGAGAGGGGGGCAUUUCUAGGAGGGUAACAAGAUCCAAUCGGAGAAGCCUGCGCGAUCUCGCAGCAGAUGACAAGCCAGACGGCGAGGGCGCGAACAAGGAGGCGAGCCAGCAUGAGGCGGCCGCGCCUGGCAAACAGAAGGAGCCAACGCAGACAAAGAGCUCUCGGAGGAGGCAACGUACCGAGAGGCUGAACCUGUCAGACCGGGAGGACUCCGACACGGAGACUCAUGAGCGAGCAGAUCCCCGGUACCCCGGUCUGCCGGCGUUUCUUCCGCCUGGGGCCCCUCGGCGCGUCCGCAUCGGGUACCAGCAGAUGGAGAAGCUUUAG